Messenger RNA from Didymodactylos carnosus, 657 nucleotides. The record is from the annotation of a GenBank genome assembly. NCBI's taxonomy places the organism in Eukaryota, Metazoa, Rotifera, Eurotatoria, Philodinida, Philodinidae.
AUGAGUCGCCGUGAUAAUAUUGUAAUUAAAUCAAAACGAAAUCCAACACAGCAACCUUCGUCGUCAGUAAUUUCAGCUCAUUUACAACCGCAAGAUUUAAGCCAACUAAAAACUGUUGUCACAUCGAAAGAAUUUUUAUCCGGUGUUGUAAAUGCUCUCAUCGGAAAAAUUAUUGAUGACAAAAUGUUAGUGUAUGAAAAUCGUAUAAAAAAACUUCAAUCAACAAUCGAAGAUAUGCAAGCGCAUAUCGAAGACUUACAAUACAAGUGUAAUGACCUGGAACAAUAUGGUAGACGUUGUACUGUCAGAAUCUAUGGUAUUAAAGAGGAGGAAAAAAAUGAAAAUAUGAGCGCUAUUGUUAUUAAUUUUGCCCAAAAAAUUGGAGUUAAUGUUACUGAACAAGACAUCUAUGCGUCUCACCAUUGGGGUAACAGAAAAAAUUCCACGCGGCCGAUAAUUGCUCGCUUUCUUCGUUAUGAAACACGUCUAAGUUUACUACAUAAUCGUUCGAAACUAAGAUCUAUUCAAGAUUACAAAAAUGUCUAUAUCAAUGAAGAUCAAACUCGCUUUAAUUAUGAUUUGUUUAUGUAUGCGCGUAAAGUUUUAACAUCAUGUUCGUACAAAGAACGGGUAUCUCUUUUAUCGUUCGGAAGUUGA